ACGGGCUACUACUGGGAUGGAAAUGCCGUUAAAGCCCCAAAGUCCAAACCGAUAAGCUCUGAAAUUCAAAUAUUCAACUAAUGCCAUGGCCAGUCUCACUGUAUGCCACUGAAGCAACUACGUUUCGGAUUUGCUCCAUAUGGUUUUCUUUUCAUGCGAUGAGAGGUAAGGCGAUUUUCCUAUCUCCCCGUUUCUAUGUUUUCCUGUACGAUAUUACGGUGGUAUUCGAGCAACAAUUUGGAUGAAAAGCAUCCAACUUCCGUUUCUGGUUGUAUCUUUGUGAUAUUUGCAAAAGAAAUCUUCUGAUAGCUUCAUGACUGUGAUGGAGCUCUGUUCUUCAAGGAUUUGUGGUUCCAAUAUUAGGUGUGGUGUACGGACAGACAGUAAACCAUCUAUUCUAAACGAUUAUAUUUUCUUUAGAAGAAAAACAAUGGGAAAUUUGAAGGUUUUUUCAUGUGGGUUUCUUUUGAAUGGAAAAAAAAACUGGAAAAAUCAAGUGGGUUUUUGUGGGUUUGUGAUAGGCAAUUCAUAUGUAGUGAUGGGAAUGAAAGAGAGAGCCAAAGAUAGGUUGCAUCCUGACAAGGUAAUUCAGAUUCUGAAGUCCAUGUCUGAACCAAUUCAGGCUUUCUCGUUUUUCAAAUCAGUCGCCCAACGUCCCCUUGUUGUCCACAGCACUGAGUCCUGCAAUUACAUGCUUGAGCUCUUGAGAGUCCACGGGAAGGUAGGAGAGAUGGCUGUUGUAUUUGAUUUGAUGCAGAAGCAAAUCAUAAAGAGGAAUUUGGAGACCUACUUGACUAUUUUCAAAAGUUUAUCUGUACGAGGAGGGAUUUGUCAGGCUCCAUUUGCGCUUGAACGGAUGAGCAAAGCUGGUUUUGUUUUGAAUGCCUUCUCGUACAAUGGUUUGAUCCAUUUGCUUCUUCAAUCUGGGUUUCUUAGGGAGGCUAUGUUGGUUUACAGAAGAAUGGUUUCUGAAAGGAUUAAACCUAGUUUGAAGACUUACUCUGCACUUAUGGUAGCAUCUGGGAAGAGAAAGGACACCAAAACAGUUAUGAAUUUGUUGGAAGAAAUGGAAAGUAUAGGUUUACGACCGAAUAUUUACACAUUCACAAUAUGCAUUAGGGUGCUUGGACGUGCUGGGAAAAUAGAUGAAGCAUGUGGGAUUCUGAAGAGAAUGGAUGAGGAGGGAUGUGGACCUGACGUUGUUACUUAUACAGUUCUCAUUGAUGCCCUUUGCAAUGCUGGUAGACUUGACACUGCCAAGAAAUUAUUUUUAAAGAUGAAAUCUAGCAGUCAUAAACCUGAUCGGGUAACUUAUAUCACCUUGUUGGACAAGUUCAGUGAUUUUGGGGAUUUCGACUCGGUGAGAGAAUUUUGGACGCAGAUGGAAGCUGAUGGUUAUGUUGCGGAUGUGGUUGCUUUCACAAUACUUGUGGAUGGUUUAUGCAAAGCAUAUAAGAUUGAUGAGGCAUUUGGCACAUUGGAUGUCAUGAGAAAGAAGGGUGUGAAACCAAAUCUGUAUACAUACAAUACCCUGAUUUCUGGGCUUCUGAGAGUAAAUAGGUUGAAUGAAGCACUAGAACUGUUCAACUCUAUGGAAUCUCAAGGUCUUGAGCCCACUGCUUUUACUUACAUCCUAUUCAUUGACUACUAUGGCAAGUUAGGGGAGUCUGGCAAAGCUGUAGAGACCUUUGAGAAGAUGAAGAAUAUGGGAAUUGUUCCCAAUGUGGUUGCUUGCAAUGCAUCUUUGUACAGCCUUGCAGAACAAGGUAACAUUGGCCAUGCAAGGAAUGUUUUCAAUGGACUUAAGAAUCAUGGCCUUACUCCCGAUGCUAUAACCUAUAAUUUGAUGAUGAAGUGCUACUGUAAGGCAGGGAAAAUAGAUGAAUCUGUAAAAUUACUCUCUGAGAUGAUGGGAAAUGGAUGUGAUCCUGAUGAGAUUACAUUCAAUUCCUUAAUUGACUCACUUUACAAGGCCCAUCAAGUUGAUGAGGCAUGGAAAAUGUUUCACAGGAUGAAGAAGAUGAAGCUUGUUCCCACAGUUGUGACCUACAAUACAUUGUUGGCUGGAUUAGGUAAAGAGGGUAGAGUGCAAAAGGCCAUAGAAUUAUUCGAGAGUAUGAGAACAUAUGGUGUUCCUCCAAACACAGUAACAUUCAACACACUUCUUGAUUGCCUUUGUAAGAAUGGAGAGGUCAAGUGGGCCUUGGAAAUGUUUUCUGGAAUGACAAAAAUGGAAUGUUGGCCUGAUGUAUUUACAUACAACACUGUCAUUUAUGGUCUAGUGAAGGAAAACAGAGCUGAUUAUGCAUUUUGGAUCUUCCAUCAGAUGAGGAAACUGUUCUAUCCUGAUUUUGUGACUUUGUGCACUCUCCUUCCGGUGGUGGUAAAAAGUGGGCAGAUUCAGGAUGCUUUCAAGAUUGUCGAGAAGUUUUUCUAUCAGGUUGGAUAUGAAGCAGAGAGGACAUCUUGGGAAAAUCUGAUGGAAGCGAUUUUAUGUGAAGCUGGAAUAGAGCUGUCUAUCAUAUUUUCUGAAAGAUUGGUGUCUGCUGGGAUUUGCAAGGAUGAUUCCAUACUAAUCCCUCUACUCAAGUGUUUGUUCAGGCACAAUAAAGCUGCUGAUGCUAAUAAAUUAUUUGAUAAAUUCACGAAGAUGUCUGGAAUUACGGCAACACUUGAAGUUUAUAAUUCUUUAAUGGAAGGCCUCCUUGCAAACCAACUAACUGAAAUGGCUUGGGCUCUAUUUGAAGAGAUGAAGAAGGCUGCUUGUGCUCCCGAUAUUUUCACCUACAAUUUGUUACUUGAUUCUCUGGGAAAGUCGGAGAGGAUUGAUGAACUUUACAAACUGCGUGGAGAGAUGCUUGCUAGGGGAUGCCAACCAAACACCAUAACUCACAACAUUGUCAUAUCCAGCCUUGUCAAGUCGAACAUGUUAGAUGAGGCUAUAGACUUGUACUAUGAUCUUAUGAGUGGAGACUUUACUCCCAGUCCUUGCACAUAUGGCCCCCUUAUAGAUGGGCUUUCAAAGUCAGGAAGGGUAGAGGAAGCAAAGCAAUUCUUUGAGGAGAUGGUUGAAUAUGGAUGUAAACCUAACUGUGCUGUUUACAAUAUUCUAAUUAAUGGAUUUGGGAAGGUGGGUGAUGUGGAAACUGCGUGUUUGCUGUUUGAAAGGAUGCGUAAAGAAGGAAUUAGACCAGAUGUAAAGACCUAUACUAUUCUUGUUGAUUGCCUUUGCAUGGUGGGGAAGGAUGGUGAUGCUUUGCACUAUUUUGUGGAACUGAAAUUAACUGGCCUUGAUCCUGAUUUGGUUGCGUACAACCUGAUGAUUGAUGGGCUUGGGAAAUCACUGAGAGUAGAAGAGGCUCUCUCUCUUUUCCAUGAGAUGCAAAAUAGAGGAAUUAGCCCUGACCUUUAUACCUGCAAUUCCUUAAUACUUAAUCUUGGGAAGGUUGGCAUGGUAGAGGAAGCAAGAAAGAUCUACGAAGAGCUCCAACUUAAGGGCCUUGAACCUAAUGUUUUCACAUAUAAUGCCCUAAUUCGAGGGUAUAGCAUGUCAGGAAAUCUUGACCAUGCAUAUGCAGUCUAUGAAAAGAUGAUGGUUCGGGGUUGCACUCCCAACAAAGAAACAAUUGCUCACCUCCCUAAUCAAUCUUGAGCUUUCUAGGUAUAUACCAUGCACACUCUUUUUCCGCUUUCAAUUGAUUCCCUGUGCUUGAAGCAUAGAGAAUUACUCCAUAUUCUUUC
Molecule: messenger RNA, 3741 nt
Organism: Telopea speciosissima
Lineage: Eukaryota; Viridiplantae; Streptophyta; Magnoliopsida; Proteales; Proteaceae
Product: pentatricopeptide repeat-containing protein At4g31850, chloroplastic
Exons: 1
Coding region: 314-3652 (1112 amino acids)
Molecular function (GO): protein binding
Source: RefSeq, a predicted model, not a curated record